AUGAAUAUCGAUAAUGAAGAUGCUUUCUUCGAUUGGCUCUCUGAUGAGCUAACACCAAUAACGGACGCUGAUCCCAAUGCCCUCGCUAAAUAUGUUCUUGCUUUAGUGAAGAAACCGGACAAAAGUCAAGAUGAGUUGAAAGAAUUCACGAAGGAUCAGUUGAAUGUGUUUUUAGGAGAUCACACUGCCCCUUUUGUUGAAAAAGUGUUCGUAGCUCUGAUCAGCAAAAGUUAUUUACCUUCCGAGACUGUGCCCUCUGAGACUGCUCCUACUGCCGCUUCAGAAGAGAAAUCAACUCGUAAGGAUGACGUUCCUGUUGAAAAACCGUCGUCGAAGUCGGUUAUAACUCGUCUCCCUUCACCAAGUGCUCCAGCAGGAACUCAAAAGCCUAGUGGAUCAACUAGCUCGAGUAAAAGCGACAACAAACCGAUUCGUAAGCGGAUAAGUCCACCGCCGUCCGAGAGUAGUCGCGAGAAAGAGAAAGAAAAAGUUUCUCGAGACAAGGAUCGCCGUCGUUCACGAUCACCAAGAGAUCGUCGUGGUCGUACAACCACCACAAGAAGUGGCAGAGCCUCUUCCAGUGAUCGUGAUCGUCAUACCAGACGUCGUUCUCGCUCAAGAACCAGAUCGUCAAGUGGUUCCAGGACUCCGCCAUACAAAUCAAGAAGUAGUCGUCGUCGUUGCAAGGACUUUGAAGAACGUGGUUAUUGUAUACGCGGAGAUCAAUGCCCUUACUACCAUGGUCGUGAUCCAGUUGUUGUCGAUGAGAAUGCUCUAAGCGCCAUGGUUCCACUUCCUGCUCCUCCUAAUUUCUCUCUUCCACCACCUGGAUACAGUGCUAUCAAUCCACCUCCACCUGGGGUCGUCGUUACAUCUGGAGAGUACAACCCCGAGACUCCUGCUCUGACUAAUUACAGUAUGCCACCACCACCCAUCCCUGGAGCAAUCCCUGGCGCAUGGACACAGCAACCCCCAUCAGUUCCUCAAUAUGUUCCACAGCCUGUGAGCACUUUCACACAGCCACCGCCAACUGCCUCUUCCGCUAUCGCGGCGCAACAACCAGGAGCGUUCCGUGGAGGAAUUCGUGGAAGAGGUACAAUCAGAGGACGUGGUGGUUUUAGCCGUGGAGGAUUCACCGGAGUUAUUAACAGAGAUAACUGUACCCUUCAAGUUGCCAAGAUUCCGCCAGAGAUGAAUAACAUUGCGAAGUUGAAUGAGCAUUUCGCUAGUUUUGGAGCUGUUGAUAAUAUACAAGUCAGAUAUAACGGUGAAAUAGAUGCAGCUCUCGUUACCUAUUCCUCGAAGUACGAUGCCAUAAAAGCAUACAAGUCUCCUGCUCCUGUUUUGAACAACCGGUUCAUUAAAGUUUUCUGGCAUAAUCCAGGAAAUGAAGGAGCAGAAGGUUCGACAGACAAAACAGCUACUCCAGCAUCUCCUCCAAAGCCAGCAGAAAAACCGAAAAUUGCGACUGUGCAAGAAUCAAAGUUUGUAAGCGUAGCAGCACAAAAUCAACGGAAGCAGCUUCAAGACGCGAAAGAAAGGCUGACAAAAGAAAAAAGCUUGUUAUCAACAUUGGUGCAGGCUCAAAAUCAACACAAUAUCGUUCUCGAUAAAUGGCUUGCAAAACAGAAAAGUUUAUUAGUCAAGGCAAGAACUUCAACAGAUGAGAAUGAAAGAAAGAAUUCAACUAAACUGGUCAAACAUUUACACAAACAGAUCAAGGCUUGCAAAGAAGAAAUCGACGGAAUUUUGUUAAAAAUAUCUGAGAAGUCAAUGUUGGUUGAUGAAGUUGUUGCACAAAUUGAAGCAUUGAAAAACCCAUACAAGACUGAAGACGGUAACAGAAAGAGAAAAGCUGGAAGUGAUGGUGAAGACUCGAGAAGCAAAAUGAGCAGCAUCGUGGUGGUAAAGGGAGUGAAGGAAGAACUAGUUGCUGAUCUGAUGGCUCAAAUGGAAAUGUUUGGAGAAGUGUUCGAUCAUAGUGUGAAAGCCGAUGAGGAUGGACUGAUGACGGCUGUCUUCCCUUUCAAAAGAACUAGUGAUGCCCUGAAGGCCAUGUCAGAGGGAAAACUACUCAAUGGACAAGCAUUGGAUAUGGAACUGAAGACUGAACGAAUCGAGGAAAUCCCAUCAACAGAUACGAAUAUGUCGGCAGAUCAGCUGCUCGCAGCUAUUCCGAGCGGUCUCGAGUCCGACGACGAAGACGAUCUUCUCAAUGACUAA
Caenorhabditis remanei is the source of this 2223-nucleotide messenger RNA. RefSeq lists its product as uncharacterized. Gene Ontology annotation, biological process: mRNA processing. The record is from RefSeq and is a predicted model, not a curated record. The coding region runs from base 1 to 2223 and encodes 740 amino acids. Gene Ontology annotation, molecular function: RNA binding; metal ion binding. The transcript is spliced from 8 exons. Lineage: Eukaryota; Metazoa; Nematoda; Chromadorea; Rhabditida; Rhabditidae. Gene Ontology annotation, cellular component: nucleus.